AAAAUUCUUCUCCUCAUUUUCAUUUCUUUUCUUGAUUUCACCCUUUUUUGGGUUACAAAUUGUUAAAAGUAUCAAGUUGAUGAUCCUACUUUCUCAAAUACUAAAGUCAAAUAUCCAAAUAAAAUAAAAUAAAUCCAAAGAAAAAAUUUAUUACUCUCCGUCUGUCCCAAAACGAAUGUCAUCUUUUUAUAAUCACAAACAACCAUAACUCUCAAAAGCCUUGUUUCUUCCUUAAGCUUUGCGUCGAGUCAAAAAAUGUCAUUUAAAUUAGAACGAAGGGAGUAUUAUCUUGUCUUAUUACAGUUGACUGAGUCUUUAAUCUUGACUAUUGGCAAUUGCUUCUUUCAAACUAACUACCUAAUCAAAAACAAAAAUGAAAUACAUUGAUAUAAGAAAUUUUAGUAGAUAAUAGUUGUUUUACAUGAAAAAACAAAUUUUAUUUUUUGUGACUGAUUCAGAUCAUCCCUUAAGAUGUCUUGUUGAAUUUUGAAGAACUACCAUAUAACAUUCUCCUACCAAAUGUAUUUUUACAUCCCACAGCUUCGACAGAUCGCUUAGCCCUUGACUAAUUAAGAGUGUUCGAUCAGUGAGCUAUUACAUAUUGUGGAGAUGGACAUGUCUGGAAGUAUAGAUUCAGAUAUCACAUCAGUCAAUGGAGAAAGGGACAGAGUUGGCAUACUUGUUGAAACUUUAUUGAAAGGUAUUUCAGAGUUCACAAAAUCAGUGGUUUCGAUAGAUGUCGAGAAAGAGAAUUUCACUGAGAUCGGAAGCUACUUAUACCGCGUUUCUGCAGUCAUAAUGGAGUUGCAAAUAGGAAGAAAUGCAACGUCAAAUAUAAUAGAGAAAUUACAGCCUAUGUUUGAAAAUGUGCAUUUAGCUAAUGAGCUUAUCAAGAAAUGCCAAAACUAUAGGCAAAAUAAUCAGUUGGUUGAAGCAAGCGCAAGUGUUGUCGUAGAACAACUUCAUGUUGUGAAUAGACAUAUCGCGGAAGGGCUGAGUCGCAUACCAUCUUCUCUUUACGGGGAACAAGAAUGUGCAGAAAUCGCGGUCAAGUCUCUCUUGAAAGAUAGAAAAGAUAUGGUUUCCGAGCAGACAGAGUUAGAAGUUCAUGAGUUAAUGUCAAGGGAGUUAUUGACAAAUGAAACAGAAACGGAAACAGAUCUUUACUCCAUCAAUCUUGAAAUUUCAAUGGAGAAUCUUCGACUAGCUGAUUCAACAAAUCUUUAUAUAAGUGACAAUUCAAGAAGCAGUAUCAGCGGAGGCUUACAUUUUCAGAGUCGUGGAAAUUGGAGGAGCGCUGGUUCCUUAUCAAAUCUGCCACGGAUGUCUGAGUCUGAAUACAUGGAACCUCUAUACGAAACUUUCUUUUGUCCUUUAACAAAGAAGAUUAUGGAGGAUCCUGUCACAAUAGAAAGUGGAGUAACGUAUGAGAGGGGCGCGAUUUCAGAAUGGAUUAACAAGUCUGAUAACCGCGAAGAAAUAUUUUGUCCAAAGUCAGGCCAGAAGCUAAAGAACAGAAAUCUGAGCACUAAUGUGGCAUUGAAAGCAACGAUAGACGAAUGGAGAGAAAGAAAUGAAGCAGCAAGGAUCAAGGCUGCGAGGGCGUCAUUGUCUUCAGAUACUACACAGGAUAUAAUACUCAAGGCAAUCGAAGAUUUGCACAGCAUCUGCCUCAGAAAACCGUACAAUAAGGUACAGGUUCGUAGCAUUGGUGUAAUACCAUUGCUUGGAAAUUUACUGGAUAACCGAAACAGAACUAUAAGAUGUGCAACGUUGGAAUUGUUGCAAUAUUUGGCUGAAGAUGAUGACGAGGAAGUAAUUGCUCAAACUAUCGAUAUUUCUACUGUCACGAGGAUGCUGUCAAGUAAUCACGGACCUCUUAGGCAUGCAGCAUUACGACUUCUACUUGAGCUAUCGAAAUCCCACUUUCUAUGUUAUAAUAUUGGGGCAGUUCCUGGAGCCAUCCUCAUGCUGAUCACAGCCAAAUAUAGACAUACCGAUGAUGCAUUUGUUGCAGAUAAAGCGGAUGAAGUAUUGAAAAGCUUGGAGAAAUAUCCUUGCAAUAUCAAACACAUGACUGAAAAUGGAUAUGUGGAGCCACUUUUAAAUCAUCUUCUUGAAGGCACUGAAGAGAUGAAAAUGGAGAUGGCACGAUACCUCGGAGAGAUCAUGCUUGGACCUGGCAGCAUAAAUUAUGUUGCUAAGAGAGCUUCUCCGAUUUUGAUUGAAAUGGUAAAGAGUGGAAAUUGUUUGAGCAGGACUGCUGCCUUUGUAGCUCUACAACAAAUUUCUUCUCACCAUCCAAAUGCUAACAUACUUGUGGAAGCUGGUCUUGUCCAAAUCAUGAUUGAAGAGAUUUUUGCACGAACGAUGAUUCACGAUGAGCCAUUGAACUCGAAGAAAGAAGCAGCUGGUAUACUUGCAAAUGUCCUCGAGUCAGGAUUAGAGAUGGAGAAUCUUCAAGUGAACGGGCGUGGCCACACAUUGGCUUCGGACUACAUGAUAUUCAACUUCAUUCAGAGGAUCAAGAAUUCGAACUCUGAAGAAAUGAAUUUUCAUCUUGUCAGAAUCUUGAUAUGCCUGAUGAAGUAUCCCAAAGCAUCUUCUACCAUUAUCUCUGUGAUCAAAGAGACGGAUGCUAGCUACAAUCUGAUCGAGCUCAUCAAUAACCCCGAUGAAGAACUCAGCAUUGCAGCACUUAAGCUUCUUAUCACCCUCUCUCCUUUCAUGGGGCACACAAUUUCAGACAGAUUGUGCAAAACAAAAGGACAGCCCGAGAGCCUGAUUCACGUUCCAUCUGAAAGUCUUCGAAUCACAGAGAAGCAAACGGUUUCCGUGACUCUUCUGGCAAAACUUCCCCACCAAAACGUGACACUCAACCUAGCCUUGGUCAAUAAGAACACAGUCCCUACAAUCAUAGAACAAAUCAACAAUAUCCAGGCCAGUGGAACAAGAACAAGCAGGUACACAAGUGCAUAUUUUGAUGGUCUAGUAGGAACUCUUGUCAGAUUGACAACAACACUAUACGAUCAUCACAUUUUACACGUUGUAAGAACGUUCAACUUCACGUACAUAUUCACAGAGUUACUCGUGAAAACAUCAAGCGAUGAAGUCCAAAAGCUAUCUGCGAUUGGGCUAGGGAACUUAUCAAAGCAGUCAGUCAAUCUAUCAAAACCACCACCAAUCAAGAACAACAAGUACAUAAAAUCUUUUCUACUAAGAAGAUGUAUGUCUCUCCACUCAAAAUCAGGAAAAGUACCAUUAUGUUCAGUUCACCGAGGCGUUUGUUCUGCUGAAGACAGCUUCUGCUUAAUCGACGCCAAGGCAGUUGAAAGGCUGCUAUCCUGCUUGCAUCAUGACAAUGUGGAGGUAGUUGAAGCAGCAUUAUCAGCUAUAUCGACAUUACUAGACGAUAAAGUUGAUAUGGACAAGAGUGUUAAGUUACUGAUAGAAAUGCAAACCAUUCAACAUGUAUUGAAUGUGGUGAAGGAACACAGAGAAAAUGUCCUGUGGCACAAAGCAUUUUGGCUGAUUGAGAAGUUCCUUUCAAAAGGUGGGGACAAAUCUGUUUCAGAUAUAUCACAGGACAGGUUGUUUCCAGCUACUGUAGUCAGUGCAUUUCAACAUGGAGAUGUUUGCACAAGGGAAAUGGCUGAGAAAAUCUUGAUGCAUUUGAACAAAAUGCCACAUUUUGCGAACACUGCCAGUUUUACUACAUAAAAAUGUUACCUUGUAAUAUAUAUAGAGAGAGAGAUCUUAAAUUGAACAGACACGUGUGUUCGUGCUGAAUAGUCAUGUUCCUUAAGUUGUAUAAAUAUAAAGGCUCUCUUGAAGUAGCGUAUGAAAAA
Molecule: messenger RNA, 3848 nt
Organism: Capsicum annuum
Lineage: Eukaryota; Viridiplantae; Streptophyta; Magnoliopsida; Solanales; Solanaceae
Product: putative U-box domain-containing protein 42
Exons: 4
Coding region: 610-3720 (1036 amino acids)
Biological process (GO): protein ubiquitination
Molecular function (GO): protein binding; ubiquitin-protein transferase activity
Source: RefSeq, a predicted model, not a curated record